AUGACAAUAUGCCGUGCAGAAUCCACCAAGUUCGCGAUGGUCCUCAUAGCGGAGAGGGUCGUGAAGAACAUCGAUGAUGAUAAAUUUCGACCGAGCGCGGUGGCAAAAUCGUCCGAUAAACUCGCGAAUUUCGAUGUGCGUUUGAAUCUCCGGGCUGCACGACUUAUGAACGCGUACCCAUCUAUCGUAGAGGUUGAAAUAAAUAAUAAUAAAGAGGUUUUGUAA
Molecule: messenger RNA, 225 nt
Organism: Macrosiphum euphorbiae (potato aphid)
Lineage: Eukaryota; Metazoa; Arthropoda; Insecta; Hemiptera; Aphididae
Source: the annotation of a GenBank genome assembly